Messenger RNA from Phaeodactylum tricornutum CCAP 1055/1, 2593 nucleotides. RefSeq lists its product with no specific name. Gene Ontology annotation, biological process: glutathione biosynthetic process. The record is from RefSeq and is a predicted model, not a curated record. Bases 163 to 2403 code for a protein of 746 amino acids. NCBI's taxonomy places the organism in Eukaryota, Bacillariophyta, Bacillariophyceae, Surirellales, Neidiaceae. The transcript is spliced from 5 exons. Gene Ontology annotation, molecular function: glutamate-cysteine ligase activity.
CCCUCGAUCUUUUCUGUUCCUCGGAAGUCAGCUCAACUUUCUGCCUGGGCAGCCAGUUUUUUGCGGCACUCGAUUUCAGACUUUCAUCGUGAGGGUGAAAAUACCAAGAAUUGCCAUUUCUUGUGUCACCAUCGUCUUUCCAAUCCCUUGCUUCGGAAUGUCAUGCGCAGAAGCCAGUGUAUUGUCAGUAGCAACAAGAAAACUACUGGUAUAAAGACACUGCUGCCGCGCUUCCAAGCCUUCUUGUGGUGUCUCGUCUUUUCAUCUCGAUUUCUUUCGGCUGAAGGACUCGCCAUCUUCAUGGGUCUCCUUAAAGUCGGCGUUCCCAAAUCCUGGGACGAUUCGAAGAAAGAUCUCGAUUACAUUCGCAAGGCUGGUGUUCGGCAAUUCGUUUCUACCUAUAAUCGUGUGAAGGACUUUAAAGGCGAUGAACUCUUGUGGGGAGAUGAAAUAGAGUACGGUAUCUUUCACAUGGAUCACAAUGCUAAGAAAGUGCGCUUGUCGUUGCGAGCCAAAGAAAUCAUGGACGAACUGAAUCGCAAAGAGACCCUUCAUUCCCAAAUCGUGGAAGGCUGCAACUGGGUACCAGAAUACGGAGCGUGGAUGGUGGAGGCCACACCCGACCGUCCUUACACGGGUUACACGACCGAUCUACUACGAGUCGAACGUAACAUGCGGCUCCGCCGCAAGCGUAUGCUCACGGUAUUGUCGGAAGAGGAAGUGGCUCCAACGAUCAGCUCAUUUUUCAUGCUCGGCGCGCAAGGGGAUGACGGGACGAUCCCCUCUACAACCGUCGGCGGACCUGUCACCGAAAGUGAGUAUAUCAGUGACGGGAUAAUUAAUCCUCACCCGCGUUUCGGAACGCUGACGGCCAAUAUUCGCCAACGCCGCGGUUCCAAAGUCAACAUACGAGUGCCGCUAUUUCGGGAUACCCGCACACCAGAAUACAUUGAUUUUGAGCCACCCAAGGGCAGCGAAAUUCCCGAAGAAAUGCGAAGUGACGAAACGUGCCGGGCUUCUAUUCAUAUGGACGCGAUGGCCUUUGGGAUGGGCUGCUGCUGUCUCCAAAUUACUUUCCAGGCCAAGGAUAUUGAAGAAAGCCGAUUCAUAUAUGAUCAGCUUGCAGUUAUGGCGCCCAUUAUGAUGGCGCUGACGGCUUCGACUCCGAUCCUGAAGGGUCGCUUGGCGGAUACGGAUGCCCGGUGGGGCAUCAUCAGCGAAAGUGUCGAUUGCAGGACACUGGCGGAACGCGGCCGAGAGGAUCCUGAUGCUCCGUACGAAGAUUACAAUCGUAAGGGCCAGAGACGAAUUUACAAGAGCCGGUACGAUUCUAUCAGCACCUACAUUUACCAGGGCGUUUUGUCGUUGAAGGACGAAAAAAGUACUGGGCUAGCCAAUCGUGUGUUGAAUAUUUACAACGACAUUCCGGUCCCUAUUGACGAAGACAGCUAUAAGCAACUUCGUGAUGCUGGUAUUGAUCCAGCGUUGGCGCAGCACGUUGCACAUCUCUUUAUUCGUGACCCACUCGUAGUCUUCAAUGGCGCGGUCGAGGAGGUGGACGACGAUACUCAGACCGAGCAUUGGGAAAGCAUUCAGAGUACCAAUUGGCAAAGUGUCCGGUGGAAGCCUCCGCCGCCACGCAACAGUCCUAAUGACCCCCAUAUUGGCUGGCGUACCGAAUUUCGUAGUAUGGAAUUGCAGUUGACGGAUUUUGAAAAUGCUGCAUUCACGGCGUUUAUUGUGCUCUUAACCCGGGUUAUUUUGACGUUUGAUCUGAACCUAUACAUUCCGAUGAGCAGAGUUGAUGCAAAUAUGCAACGAGCGCAUAGUAGGAAUUCAGCUGCCAAGGGAAAGUUUUUCUUUCGGCGUCACAUGGCGCCCUUGCAGGAAGGUGAUGAUGGAUAUGGCGUCAAUUCUGAAGAAAAUUCGUUUGAAGAAAUGACGAUGAACGAAAUUAUGAAUGGCAAGGGAGAUCACUUUCCUGGUCUGAUUGUGCUGAUUCUGGCGUAUUUGGAUCACAUCAACUGCGAUAAGGUCACGCUCAAGCGCUUAGAAAACUAUCUGACGUUUAUUGCCAAGCGCGCAACGGGUGAACUCGUCACACCUGCGACCUGGAUGAGGAAUUUUGUCCGGAAUCAUCCUGCAUACGAACAAGAUUCGAUUCUAUCAGAUGAAAUCGCCUACGACCUCAUGAUUGCCUGCCGUGACAUCGGCCAAGGGAAAUUGCACGUUCCCGAAUUAUUGGGAGACAACAUUAUUGAUCCAAUUACAAGUGAAGGUGCUUACGAUGUCAAACUUGACUCGAAGCGCGUCCAAAACGAUCGCAUUCUUGAUUUAUUGCGACAAUACACGAAGCGCAAAUCCUUUUCGGCGCAUGGCGCGAUGAAUGUCGGUGACGCGUGAGAGACAAUUGUAUGAUGAUGUUGUGCGUCUUUUCUGUAGUGGGCUGAUUUUUGAGUCCGAUCAGUUUCACUACACUCCACCGCUAUUAUCGAAGAAUUUUGGUUGCAGCGCAGUGGACCUAAACUAGAAUAUGUUUUCAAUUGUCAUUUAACACGCAAUGCCACUUAACUUCAAUUUUUCAUUAAGCAGC